UCCCCGCAUUGGAGGUCUUGACAUGACUUUACAGCUUCAAACCCAAGCUCGACUCUUUGACCUGCACUGUUCUGUAGGUUUAACAGACUGGGACAUGGACAAAGAGAUGAAACUGGCAACAACCACUGACCAGUUUUACCAUGACGACAAACUUAGUGAUCAAUAUGUUGUUCAGAGACCUUCAGCGAGAGCCUCCAGGAGAAAAGAUGAGUUCAUUUGGUAUGAUAAAACAUCAGACACCUUUGUGAAGCCAAACCUGUGGCUCCUGGUCAAUCCGAACAUCGCCUGUCCUAUAGUCUACGGAGAACCCGAGGCAGAUACGGACCAAAUCCUAGACCUUGCAGAGCCGAUUCAAAAUCCAACGACUCGGGAUUCACCGGCCACAAAUGUCAACAUGUUCUCCUCCAAAGACCAAAUGCUGCAUGUUCUCUCCUCCUCCACUGACUACAUGAUAAAGGAUGAAGUAGCCUCUUGCCAGACCACAUACAGCAGACCCAAGGGGAGACCCUCAAAAGCAAGGGACAAUAAGACAGUAAAGGCGGGAUGUUGGCCUCGUCCACCAGUAAAUUACUGCACCCUCAUCGCUCUAGCGCUUAGGAGCAGCCACACUGGGUGCCUCAAAGUGCAGCAGAUUUACAACUUUACCAGAGAGCACUUCCCGUUCUUUCAGACAGCUCCUGGUGGCUGGAAGAACACAAUUCGACACAACCUCUGCUUCAACAACAGCUUCCACAAAACCUGCAAUCAGAUGUCCAGAGAUGGUAAAAGGAAGUCCUGCUUUUGGCACCUGACUCUGGAUGGCCAUCGCCGACUGAAGGAUGAGAUCCGCAUGUUGACGAGAGAAACUUUGAAGCAGUUGGAGAGGAGCAUGUCUUGUCCAGAUAUAAUUGGACAACUGCUUGCAAUGUGAUUUUCAAUUGUCCAAAUGGAAGAAUACGUGGCUGCACCUUGAAAUUUAAUUUUCCCGUAUGUUAUGAUAAAUAU
Dunckerocampus dactyliophorus (ringed pipefish) is the source of this 984-nucleotide messenger RNA. RefSeq names its product forkhead box R1 (gene foxr1). Gene Ontology annotation, cellular component: nucleus. Bases 23 to 910 code for a protein of 295 amino acids. Lineage: Eukaryota; Metazoa; Chordata; Actinopteri; Syngnathiformes; Syngnathidae. Gene Ontology annotation, molecular function: sequence-specific double-stranded DNA binding; DNA-binding transcription factor activity. The record is from RefSeq and is a predicted model, not a curated record. The transcript is spliced from 7 exons. Gene Ontology annotation, biological process: regulation of DNA-templated transcription.